AUGGAGGACUCUAGCAAUUGUGAGACUGUAGGGACGGUCCUAAAUCAGAUGACAACCGUGCCAAAAUGCGACCUUCAACCACUCAAUAUGGAUUCGUUUUCUUGCUCUGACUGUGAUGUUAGCUCUGAGGUUUCUAUGAAGGAGGGGUGUGGAUCAACUAUGUCAUCAUGGGCUUCCGAUCCCGAAAGUGAUAUCUAUCCUGAUUUGGAAGCUGAAAACCAGUUCGUUGGGGUGGAAAACAAUGAAGAUGGUUUUUUGUGGGAGAUGGACAACAGAAGUUAUGAAGAGUUGCUGAAAAAGUUCAUUGAAAAAGAGGAAGAGUUAAGAGUUUGCAAUUUGAAGCUUCAACUUUCAGAACAAGAGAUUGUAGGGUUGAGAGUUCAAGUUGAGAAUAGUGAGAGUCAGAUUAAGGAUAAGCAUGAGAAGUUGGAGCUGAAAGAGUUUGAAUUGUGUGAACAAAAAGAGAUUUCGGAUAAAGAGAUUUUCGAGUUGAAGACUCGAAUUAGAGAAAGUGAAUGUCAACUUGAUGAUGUGCGCGGAGAAUUAAAUCUGAAAAAGGGCCAGCUUGAUAGUGUGCGCAAAGAAUUAAAUGUUAAAAGUGCUCGGCUUUUUAUGAUGCAGGGAAAAUUGGAUCUGGACUUGAAAAAUGUUCGUCUUGAUCAUGUGCGCGAAUUAAAUCUGAAAAACAGUCAUCUUGAUAAAAUGCGCAAUGAAUUGUUGCUGAAAAAGGAACAGCUUGAUAAUGUCGGUAAAGAGUUGAAGCUUAAAGAGGCGGAGCUGAAUGAGCAAGAGGAGCUUUCGAAAGAAGAGAUUUUCAAGUUGAAGACUCAAAUUAAAGAAAGUGAGAAUCAACUCAAAAAUGUGCGGGAAGAAUUGGAGCUGAAAGCUGAUCAGCUUGAUAAUGUCCACAAAGAAUUGAGUUUGAAAGCUGAGAAGUUGAAUGAAGAAAAGGAGAUUUCGAAAGAAGAGAUUUUCAAGUUGAAGAGUCAAAUUACAGAAAGGGAGCUCCAAAAUGAGGAUAAUGACAUUAACCACAAAGAGGAGCUGAAAAAAAUGAAUUCAACACUGCUUGAAUCUCAGGUUAUGUUCUCUUGGGAAAGAGAAAAGAUGGAUGCUGAUAUUGCAAGAUUGUCAAAACUGAGAAAACAAUUGACCUCUAAACUAGAGGAAUUUGAGACUAGAAACAAGGAGUUAGAAAAAAAAGUAAUGCGACAAGAAGUUGAAAAGUCGAAUCAGAAUAAGCUGCAUUCUGCUCAAGUAAAACUUUUGCAAGAUGAAAUCAGUUGUUUGAAGAGAGAACUUGGUCAAAGAAUGAAUGAUGUAGAAGCUGCAAAUAAGGAAUCAAGAAUGAUCGAAAUAAAAGAAGCUAAUAUCCAGGCCGAUAAGCUUAUGGCUGAGAUAUGCACACGGGGUGAUCAAAUAUCACAUAUGAAGAAGCAUAUAGACGAGCUGAACACAUCGCUGAAGGAGCUCGUGGUUCACUAUAGGACUAAAGUGAAUGAUGAAUAUAAGCUGAUAAUGCGAGUUGAAGAACUUGAAAAAGAGGUGAGUAAACAGAAUGUUGUGAUCUUAGAAAGGGCUGCGGAGAAGAAGGAGGCAAUAUGGAAUGCACUUGAGUCCAAUUGGAGUCGAUGCAGUGAUUUAUUCAAGCGUUAA
Vicia faba (fava bean) is the source of this 1656-nucleotide messenger RNA. The record is from the annotation of a GenBank genome assembly. Lineage: Eukaryota; Viridiplantae; Streptophyta; Magnoliopsida; Fabales; Fabaceae.